ACCUCGGUCCUGGAAGUGGAGCUCCCUGAACACACCAUCAUCCUGGUGCCCGAGGGCCUCCAGGCUUCAGACCAUCUUGGACAGCCUGGGUUCUUCUCCGCCAGCCCGCAGGGGGGCGCUGGCCUGGAAAUGCCAGAGGAGGACCUGCUAGUCCUCCAGCUGGUAACCUCCUGUGAGUUCAUUCUAGAAAUUUCCUACCAAGAGGAAUCCUAUGAUGAGGAUGAGGACUCUGGCUCCCUAUCACCCUGGAUGGAUUCUCCAGCUGGUCAGGCAAGUGAGCACUUUUCCUCCACCAACAGGAUGCCCAGUCCUUGGCCUCAGGGCCACAUCCCAGAACCAUAUCCUUCAGGGCCUUCCCCUAAUGCAGAGCCAUAUUCUCCAAGGUCUGUCUGGGACCAGGACAGCUACCUGCUGGGACCCUUCCCCAGCUCACCCCUGCAGCCUCUGCCUCCAUCUCCUCCUCCAAGGCCCCAAGAGCAGCGCCCUCCAUCCUCUCCGAGGUCCCCAUGCAAGGCCAGGAAGAGACUGUUCUGUGAAUGAACUGCCCUCCACCAAUCCUGAUGCCCCUCAAAUGAGAGAUUGGCUCCCAGCACCAUCGUGAGUGCCUCUGCACAGCCUACAAG
Messenger RNA from Alexandromys fortis (reed vole), 623 nucleotides. Its product is annotated as proline-rich protein 23A3-like. Lineage: Eukaryota; Metazoa; Chordata; Mammalia; Rodentia; Cricetidae. The annotation marks the transcript as partial. The record is from RefSeq and is a predicted model, not a curated record. The transcript has a single exon.